Messenger RNA from Pichia kudriavzevii, 2136 nucleotides. RefSeq lists its product as uncharacterized. The record is from RefSeq and is a predicted model, not a curated record. The transcript has a single exon. Bases 1 to 2136 code for a protein of 711 amino acids. NCBI's taxonomy places the organism in Eukaryota, Fungi, Ascomycota, Pichiomycetes, Pichiales, Pichiaceae.
AUGGCUGACACCCACAAAAAAAAUUCUGCCACUGAUUCACCAACACUCGGUGAGGCGGCACCAUCUCCACUGAUUGUUGAGAAACCAGCUGUUGGUUCAAUCGAUCAUUUAGCCAUCAGCAAGUCGUUAGGCUACCAAAUUUUUCGAAAAAACAGAAGAAAUGCCUGGAGUGCAGAGGAGGAUGAGUGUUUAAAAAGUUUAAUUAUAAAACAAUAUAUCAAAACCAGUAAGUUAGAAAAAUACAACAAUGAGCCUAUUGACAUCAAAAGUAUAGAUUGGGUUGAUAUUUCUAACAAUAUGAUCACGAAAAGAAGAGGUAAGGAGUGCAAGAAACGUUGGGUAAGCUCCCUAGAUCCAUUUUUAAGAAAAGGAAAAUGGACAGCAGAAGAAGAUCAAGCCCUUAUUAAGGCCUUCAAAAUCCAUGGUCCCGCCUGGCAGAAAGUUGCUAACGACAUUGAGGGCAGAAACGAAGAUCAAUGUUCCAAGAGAUAUACAGAAGUUUUAAACAGUGAUACUAGAGAACGACUUAAACCAUGGACGCUAGAAGAAGAUUUGAUUCUGAUAAAACAAGUCAAAGAGUAUGGAACGAAAUGGAGGCAGAUAUCGCAAGCUUUACCUACCAGACCAAGCUUAACAUGCCGUAAUAGAUGGAGAAAAAUCAUGACUGAUAUAGCCAAGGAUAGUGCAUCGGACACCAUCAAGAAGGCCGUAGGAGUUCUCGAUGAAAACGGCAAACCUAUUGUUCAGUUCAAAGAGAGUGAAUUAGCCAAAGUUUCUAAGAAAGAUAAAAAAGAUACUAAAGCUGGUAAAGAAAAGAAAAGGUCCAUAUCAGACAAAGAUCUGAGCCCCGCCGAAUCAAUGGCUAGCGAUAACACUGACCUUUCUGAUAAACCAGCAAACAAGAGACAAAAGGCCGGUGGCAUUGACAACACUCCCACCCCUCCAAGUAUCACUCCAACUUUCACUAAAACUACUACGAUGUACCCUCGUGUGGCGACUCCUUCAAGGACCCAGACCGAUUGGUCAUUUUCUCUCCUUGAUCCACGAACGAAAGAGGAAAUGAAAUCAUAUUCGGGUAACAUAAAAACCCAAGAAUUAGCGCAUUAUCUUAUUGAUUUGGCAAGGUUCAAUGGCGUUACGUUGACUGUUCAUCAGCAUAUUCAUCACCAUUACUCCUCUACUCCAGCUGGCGUCAAUACUGACCCGCAAGCUAAUUUAUCUCGAUAUGGACAUUUCAACUAUCUCCCUCCUUUAACAGAGGUGCCCAAAUUGACAUCUUCAUCUUCUCCCGACAACACUGUUGAUUCAAACAAUUCAAAUAAAAACUACAAUGAGAACUCUUUGUUUCGCCUGUUGAAUAGCGAGGAACGAGCCAAGGCCAACAAUAACAGCAGUGUCCAUGAAAAGCCGCCAACUUUUAACGGUGAAAGUCGAAGUAAUUCCCAAAACAUGUCAGAGGAGAAUUCAAAGCCUCAUAGACAACAGUUUUAUCCUUCAAAUGUUACAUUAGCGGGAGCAAAUUUAAACACCAAUCAAGUAAACAGCAAUUUCCCACACUCAGCACAUCAGAUUAAUCCCUCAACAAGCAACAAUGAUAGCAAUAACAACAGCGGUUCAAGUCGAAAUAACAAUAAAAAUAACGACUCUCGAUCUAAUUCAGGGAAGAAAACGUAUGUGACAGAGGACAUAGAUGAAGAGUUGGAUUUUUGGGAGACUAUGAGGUCCAUGAAUAAUCCUAGAAACACGAAACCGGUAUCACAACAUCAUCCAUUGCAUUAUUAUCAGCCUUCCAACUACAAAGAACAGUCACCCUAUCAACCCUCAGACUCAUUUGGAAUUCAACGGUUUCCCAAUAUGGCCACCCCAUUUACUACAAACGCAAAUGAGAACCAAAAACAGACCACUUCGGUUGCACCUAGUAAUCAGAACUUUGGAUUGUAUGUGGGAGCUGAAGAGGAUGAGGAGGAAGAUGAAGACGAAGAGGGUGAGCAGUACGGUAUGUACUAUAGUGUUUUUGCCAAUAGAACUCAUGUAAAUGAAGGUGAGUAUAGUAGGCAUGGGGAAGUCAACUCUUCCAAUGGAGGUGCAACUGGAUUAGUGAAUAGUGGAUAUUUGAUGCCUUUCAAUCCUUCAUAA